Phoenix dactylifera (date palm) is the source of this 3959-nucleotide messenger RNA. RefSeq lists its product as uncharacterized. NCBI's taxonomy places the organism in Eukaryota, Viridiplantae, Streptophyta, Magnoliopsida, Arecales, Arecaceae. Gene Ontology annotation, molecular function: protein kinase activity; ATP binding; receptor serine/threonine kinase binding. Gene Ontology annotation, biological process: protein phosphorylation. The record is from RefSeq and is a predicted model, not a curated record.
UUAUCCCGGUUCACCAAAUAAAAUGAUAUUUUUAAGCCAACUGAAAAUUAGUAACCGAACAUCAUUCAAUAGCUAUUGCCAUUUCACUUACGGCGCUGGGCUAGACCACCCAACCCUAUCUAGAAGAUAUCCAGGGACGACACGAUCCGAGGAUAGCCACCUACCUCAUUGACCAUCCCGAGGGCUGGUCAUUCUUUUUUGCGCCCAAUAGUUAAAAACCUGCUCCCGAGGACCAUUAAUCCGACGGUCAAAAUCCUUGUGACCCCACAAGGCCCCGUCAUCAUCGCCACUAAGAACACCUGUAGCAAGCCAAAAUUGUAUAAGAACCGAACAGGUUGCUACUCUUCAAGUCGAGCAACCCCAAACUGAGACCUUAGAUGGCGCCAAGGUCCGGAUCUCCAUCCAUCCACGCCCUUCCCUCCAUUUGCUUGCUCCCCCUCCUCCUGUCCACGUGUCUCCUUCCCAGAUCCACCUCCCAAAGGACGUCGCAGGAAGACGACAAACGAACUCUCCUAAAGAUCAAGGCCGACUGGGGAAACCCUCCCGCUCUUAGCUCUUGGAGUAACUCCGGCGGCGCCGCCGGUGACCACUGCAACUGGGACGGCAUCCUCUGCACUAAUGGCUCCGUUACUGACAUAUCGCUCGGGGAACAAAGCAUCACAGGACCGAUAUCUCCGGCCAUCUGUGACCUUAAAAACCUCUCUCUUCUCGAUCUCCAUGAUAACGAUCUCUCAGGACCUUUCCCCACUAUCCUCUACAACUGCUCCAAUCUCGAGUACUUGGACAUCUCUGAGAACCUCUUCAUCGGCGAGAUCCCUGCCGAUAUCUACCGAAUGUCUUCCCGUCUCUCCGAUCUCCGCUUGUCUGGUAACAAUUUCACCGGCAACAUUCCCCCCUCGAUCUGUCGGCUUCCGGCCAUCCGGUCGUUGCUCCUCGACAACAAUCUCUUCAACCGCUCGUUCCCAGCUGAACUGGGCAACCUUUCUGCUCUGGAGACCCUCACUCUCGCUUACAACCCCUUCACCCCUGCGAGAAUUCCUUCAGAAUUUGGGAAAAUGGCCAAAUUGAGCUACCUUUGGAUGACAAAAAUGAAUCUUUUUGGUGAGAUCCCGGAGUCUUUGGGGAAUUUGGUCGAACUGGAGCACCUAGACUUGGCGUGGAAUUCUCUCAAUGGAACAAUUCCCGGCUGGAUCUGGAAGCUGGAGAAGCUAAAGGAGCUCUAUCUAUUUGCUAACAAAUUCUCCGGCGAGAUCAGUGGAACGAUCAGAGCCUUGAGUCUGGUCCAGCUCGACGUCUCCAUCAACCAGCUGACUGGAUCCAUACCGGAGGAUAUCGGAAAGCUCAAGAACCUCUCUAUUCUAUUCAUGUACUACAAUCGCUUAUCUGGUGAGAUUCCGGCAAGCAUCGGAUCGCUCCCGAACCUGCAAGACAUCCGGCUCUUCGGCAACAAUCUCACGGGGGUUUUGCCACCGGAAUUAGGAAAGCACUCCCGACUGUUGAAUCUUGAAGUCCAGUGGAACAACAUUUCCGGCAAGUUGCCGGAGUAUCUCUGCGCCGGCAAGGCUCUGACCUCGCUGAACGUGUUCGAUAACAACUUCGCCGGUGAGGUGCCGGCGUCUCUCGGCGACUGCUCGACUCUGGAUAACAUUCAGCUCUACAGGAACGCAUUCUCCGGCGACUUCCCCACAGGAAUCUGGUCGGCUGUUAACCUGACCACCGUCAUCAUCCACGAUAAUGCCCUUUCCGGCACUCUUCCAGACGAGCUCCCAUGGAAUCUAACACGGUUGGAGAUGCAAAACAAUAGAUUCUCCGGCAAGAUCCCGUCGACCGCGAAGAAACUGGCGGUGUUCAGGGCGAGCAACAAUUUGUUUUCCGGCGAGAUCCCGGGAACACUAGCUGGUAUAUCCCGGCUCCAGAUCCUCUUCCUCGGCGGAAACCAGAUCUCGGGAUCGAUCCCGCCGGCGGUCUCGUUAUUGACUUCCCUCGUCAACCUCAAUCUCAGCAAGAACCGUCUCUCCGGUGAGAUCCCGGCAGCGCUCGGAUCGCUCCCGGUGCUGACCUCCCUCGACCUCUCCGGCAACCAGCUCUCCGGCGAGAUCCCGCAGGCGAUCGGCAACCUGACGCUCAACUUCCUCAACCUCUCCUCCAACCAACUCUCCGGAGAGAUCCCGACCUCGCUGCAGAACCAAGCGUACGAGCGUAGCUUUCUGGCCAAUCCCGGCCUCUGCUCGUCAUCCAACUCCAUCAAGAAUCUCCACACGUGCGGAUACCGAUCAAACGACUCAGAUAAGCUCUCAAAGGGGCUCCUCGUCCUCUUUGUGGUCCUCGGUGCGGCCUGCUUCUUGGCCGUGGUGGUGAUAGGUCACUCGAUGGUGAGAGAGCACCGCCGGAGGAGGAUGGACGGCGAUGAUCUCGCCUCGUGGAAGCUCACGUCAUUCCAUUCUCUGGAUUUCACCGAGCACAACAUCGUCCCUGGGCUCACCGAAAGGAACUCGAUCGGGAGCGGUGGAUCGGGGAUGGUCUACCGGGUCGUCCUCAGAGAUCGUGCAGAGGAGAUCGUGGCCGUCAAAAAGAUAUGGAACCGCAGAAAGCUGGACUCCAAGCUGGAAAAGGAGUUCCAGGCGGAAGUUGAGAUCUUGGGCUCCAUCCGGCACGCCAAUAUCGUGAAGCUCUUGUGCUGCAUCUCAAAUGACGACUCCAAGUUGCUGGUGUACGAGUACAUGGAGAAUGGAAGCCUGCACCAGUGGCUGCACAAAUUGCAGAGAAUCGAUAGGGGCUCGGAGCGUUCUGAUCCGUUGGAUUGGCCGACGAGGCUGGGGAUCGCGAUCGGAGCAGCACGGGGGCUCUGCUACAUGCAUCAUGAUUGCUCCCCGCCCAUAGUGCAUCGAGAUGUGAAGUCCAGCAACAUACUACUGGAUGCAGAAUUCGGUGCCAAGAUCGCAGACUUCGGUCUGGCUCGGAUGCUGGUUAAAGGCGGCGACCCCGAAAGCGUGUCGGCUGUAGCAGGCUCUUUCGGAUAUAUGGCUCCAGAGUGUGGAUACUCGAGGAAGGUCAAUGAGAAGGUGGAUGUGUUCAGUUUCGGGGUGGUCCUUUUGGAGCUGGUAACAGGAAGGGGAGCCAACGAUGGGGGUGAGCACGAAUGCCUUGCAGAGUGGGCAUGGCGCCAUUACCAGGAGGGUGGUAGGGUGAUUGAUAUCAUAGACGAGGAGAUUCGAGAUCCCCUGCUUUACUUUGACGAGAUAGAAGUGGUCUUCAGGCUAGGCCUGUUCUGCACAGGAAGAACGCCUUCAUGCAGGCCUUCAAUGAAAGAGGUGUCGCAAGUCCUAGCAAAGUGGGAUAGAAGGCUGAGGCCUCGAAAUUUGCUUCACGGCCAGUUCGAUGCAGCUCCCUUUCUGCAAACCAAGAAGGGUAGCCGGCGUCAAAGCCUGUCAGAAGCAAGCGAAAGAGAAGAUCACAAUUAUUUGGCAGGUCUAGUUUAGGUGUGACUGCUUCACAUCUUGUUCUCUGUGCCGGGGGAGUUUCCUCCUUUGUUGCAUGGUGCCCUUCGCGCUGGAUCAGCGUCGGACCACUGCAUGCUGGGCCAAUGCCCACGCAGGCAGAGAGAAACCACAUACAGCAUGCUCGGCCCUGUCCAAUCACCCCCUUAACAUGAUUAAAUCAAUGGUGGAUGAUUGAACGGGACCUUUCGGUGACUGGAGAGUAUCUGAACAGCACGGAAGACGCACCCUCAACCCAUAAGAUGAGCGGCCGCUAAGGGCGGUUUAACACUUGCCCAAAGAGAUGGGCUGUCUUUACCUGUAUGUAUUUCUGUAACAAUAUUUGUUUAUAGAUGUACUCAUGAUUUAUCCUCCAAAUACUUUGGCACUUUUAUCAUCUCAUUAAUACUGCAUAUGUAACAAAGAGAAUUCAGAACCAUUAGCUCCAAGUAAAUAUAUAAGAGCUAGUUCAGUUCCCCUUUA